Molecule: messenger RNA, 584 nt
Organism: Nerophis lumbriciformis (worm pipefish)
Lineage: Eukaryota; Metazoa; Chordata; Actinopteri; Syngnathiformes; Syngnathidae
Gene: coxfa4a
Product: NDUFA4 mitochondrial complex associated a
Cellular component (GO): respiratory chain complex IV
Source: RefSeq, a predicted model, not a curated record
GGCUGGCCUUCCUUUUGAGCUCGAUUUACUUCCGCCCUGUCUCGCGUAAUACCUUUGGCGUUUUGUCCAGACUUGACUAAUACUUUAGUGUACAAAUUGGGAGAGCACACACUGCACAAUGCUGGCUACAAUCCGCAAGCAACUCAAAACCCACCCAGCUCUGAUUCCACUCUUGUUCUUCAUUGCCGGCGGCACGGGCAUGUCCUUGCUGUAUCUUGCUCGUCUGGGCAUGAGGAACCCAGAUGUCUGCUGGGAUCGCAAGAAUAACCCCGAGCCCUGGAACAAGAUGGCCCCCACUGAUCAGUACAAGUUCUAUGCCGUGAACAUGGACUACAGCAAACUGAAGAAGGAAGGCCCUGACUUCUAAACCUGUCCCGUCUGCCGGACCCAAAGCACACUGAUUGGCUGAUCUCUUUGGACUUCUUCUGGGAUUCUGAGGGUUGCAGAGGCGAAACCCCGCACAAUGUUUCACACAGUUUGCUCAUUGCAUCCCCUCUUUAAAACCUUUUGUUUCUCCUCUUCCGUUUUUGGAUGGCUGUCAAUAAAGUGAAAGGAGUCUUUUCUCCUGUUUACAGAGAAAAGAA